AACAGCCAUCCUCCUUUCCUCUGUCGUUGCAAUUCCAGCACGCGAAAUUUUCUACAUUUAUUUUAUAAAGCAAACUAAAUUCACUUCUUUUUUAUGUGUUUUUUCUUUUAUUUCCCAAUUUUAUUAACCUCAUUUUUGUUCUAUUUUCUAAUUCUUUUACCUCUCAGUACCAUUCCCGAAGUGCUUAAAAGACUCCAUGCAUAUAGGUUAGGUUAAUUUCUUCUGGGUUCUCUUCUCUCCAAUUUCCAGAGAAAAAGAAAGAAAUAUGGGUCACUCCAGCUUCCAAGAUGAAGAUGAUGAUGAAGAAGAAUACGAGGAGGAAGCUAGUGGGGGUAAUCGGCUUCUGGGUUUUAUGUUUGGGAAUGUCGAUAAUUCUGGUGAUCUUGAUGCUGAUUAUCUUGAUGAGGAUGCAAAGGAGCAUCUUGCUGCGGUAGCAGACAAGCUGGGUCCAUCUCUUACGGAUAUAGAUCUGUCAGAAAAAUCACCGCACACUCCUGCUGAUGCUGCUGACCAAGAUUAUGAUGAGAAGGCUGAAAAUGCCAUUGACUAUGAAGAUUUUGACGAGGAGUAUGAUGGUCCAGAGAUUGAAGCUGCUACUGAGGAGGACCGUUUACUUCCCAAAAAGGAAUAUUUUACUGCUGAUGUUUCUUCUGCUUUGGAGCCUAAAUCCUCUGUAUUUGAUGAUGAAAACUAUGAUGAGGAUGAGGAAAGUGAAAAGGAACAAGAGGUGGUAGGUGAGCAGGAAGAGCGUACGGUACCAUUUGAAGUAGAAAAAUCUCCUGAGGAUGAUGUACAGUGUGGCUCUUCAGAUAGUGAAAAACAAGCAGAUGGUACUGAAGAUUUUCAGGAAAUAGCUGGUGUUCUGGAGGAGCCAUUAGAUGGUCAAGGUUCCACUCCUCUGCCUGUUUUAUGUGUUGAAGAUGGUAUGGUAAUCUUACGGUUUUCAGAAAUAUUUGGUAUUCAUGAACCCUUGAAGAAAGCAGAUAAAAGAGAGCAUGGCUAUUUCACUCAUAGAGAGAAAUACAAAUCUAUGGAUGCAUCUGAUCUUGUAGAAGAGGAUGAAGAGGUAUUUCUAAAGGGCACUGGUCAAGGGUUUUCAUUCAUUGGAUGGGAAAAUGCCAUCCAACAAGAUAGCCCUGAAUUUACUGAUGAACCUCUUGUGCAAGGAGGCUUGGCAAUGUCUGCACACAAUGAAGAACACAUUAAGGAUUCUUAUUCUAGUCCAGAACCAAUGAAAGAGGACAUAGUAGUAAAUAUUUCUACUGGAUGGCAGUCACCUUCAUGUCCAAGAUUUUUUGCCCUUGACCAGCUGGACUGGGAAGAACAAAUUCUUUGGGACAAUUCUCCUGCAAUAAGUGGCGACUCUUUGGAGAGUCCUGAAAUCUCUGUCUCUGAUUUGGAAGCUUCAGUUGCAAGAGAGACCAUUCCACAGACGGGGCAAAAUAUACUGUCUGAGCAUUCUACAAAACCCUAUGAGAAGGACCAUGACAGCAGCCUUUGUAGUUCCUCUGUUUUUUUGGAACCGUUUGGCUCAAGAAAUUCUUCAGGAUCUAUGGACCUUUCCUUCAUGGACAGAUUCCAUCCCCAACUCUUAAGGUUGGAAUCUCCGUUGGGAGUAGAUUCUUCAAAUGAUGGUGAUCAUAAAAGAGAAUAUGUUACCAUAGAUACAGAUAAAAGUGAUGUUGUGAGGUGUUUUAACCAACUUACGUUGCAAAAUAGAGAUAUGAUGGAAGGGUCAUGGUUAGACAAUAUUAUAUGGGAACCACAUAGUGUGAUUGCAAAGCCUAAGUUAAUUCUUGAUCUUCAAGAUAAGCAGAUGCUUUUUGAAAUUUUUGAUAACAAGGAAAGUAAACAUCUUCAGCUCCAUGCAGGGGCUAUGAUCAUUACUCGACCUGUAAAGCCAAGCAGUCUUGGUUCUUCCGAGGUGUCAGGUCAUAAAUAUCAACCUGGUUGGCAAUUCAAUAUUGCUAAUGACAAGUUCUAUGUGAACCGUAAAGUUUCUCAACAGUUACAAUCAAAUUCUAAUAAACGCAUGGCUCAUGGUGUCAGAGUUCAUCAUUCAGCACCUGCACUUAAGCUUCAAACAAUGAAGUUGAAGUUGAGCAAUAAAGAUAUAGCAAAUUUUCACCGUCCAAGAGCGAUAUGGUAUCCACAUGAUAUUGAGGUGGCUGUCAGGCAACAAGGGAGGCUGCCAACACAAGGACCCAUGAAAAUUAUAUUGAAGAGCUUGGGAGGCAAAGGAAGCAAACUACAUGUUGAUGCUGAGGAAACUGUCUCUUCUGUUAAAGCAAAGGCUUCUAAGAAGCUAGAUUUCAAGCCAUUAGAAACAGUAAAAAUGUUUUAUCUUGGGAAGGACCUUGAAGAUGAUAAGUCUCUUGCUACCCAAAAUGUUCAACCAAAUUCUCUGCUUCAUCUUAUUCGCACAAGAAUACAUCUAUUGCCAAGGGCACAAAAACUUCAAAGAGAAAAUAAGUCUUUACGGCCUCCCGGGGCAUUUAAGAAGAAAUCUGAUCUUUCUGUGAGAGAUGGUCACAUUUUUCUAAUGGAGUAUUGUGAGGAGAGGCCUUUACUUUUGAGCAAUCCAGGGAUGGGUGCAAACCUGUGCACUUACUAUCGAAAAGCAUCUUCAGGUGAUCAAACUGGUGGAUUGUUACGCAAUGGAAAUCAAACGUUGGGAAAUGUUCUGCUUCUAGAGCCAGCUGAUAAAUCACCUUUCCUUGGAGAUAUUAAAGCCGGCUGUAGCCAGUCAUCUCUUGAAACAAACAUGUACAAGGCUCCCAUAUUUUCUCACAAGGUGCCAUCAACAGACUUCCUAUUGGUUAGAUCAGCGAAGGGAAAGCUUUCCAUACGACGUAUUGAUAAGAUUGCUGUUGUCGGACAACAGGAGCCUCUCAUGGAGGUAAUUUCUCCUGGAUUGAAGAAUCUUCAGACAUAUCUCAUGAAUAGGAUGUUGGUUUAUGUGUAUCGGGAGUUUUCUGCAGCUGCCAAGCGUGGUUUGACUCCAUUCAUUGGUACAGAUGAGUUGUUUACUCAUUUUCCUAACCUUUCAGAUGCAAUUGUCAGGAAAAAGCUGAAGGAAUGUGCUUAUUUGCGGAGGGAUAAAAGUGGACGGCAGAUUUGGUCCAUGAAGCCUGAUUUCCAUAUUCCACCCGAAGGUGUUCUGAGAAAGUUGGUCUUUCCGGAGCAUGUGUGUGCCUAUGAAAGCAUGCAAGCUGGUCUGUACCGGCUCAAACAUUUAGGAAUCACACGACUAACACAUCCUACCACUAUUUCAUCUGCAAUGAGUCAACUCCCUGAUGAAGCUAUUGCUCUGGCUGCUGCAUCACACAUUGAAAGAGAGCUUCAGAUAACUCCAUGGAGUCUCAGUAGCAAUUUUGUUGCAUGUACAAGCCAGGACAGAGAAUGUAUUGAGCGCCUGGAAAUAACUGGUGUCGGUGAUCCUUCUGGUCGAGGCUUAGGAUUUAGCUACGUUCGUACUGCUCCUAAGGCUCCAAUGUCAAAUGCUAUGAUGAAGAAGAAAACAGCUGCUGGUCGUGGAGGUUCUAGUGUAACUGGGACAGAUGCUGACCUUCGUAGAUUAAGCAUGGAGGCAGCACGAGAGGUUCUUUUGAAGUUCAAUGUUCCUGAUGAAGUGAUUGCAAAACAAACUAGGUGGCAUCGUAUUGCUAUGAUACGCAAGCUCUCAAGUGAGCAAGCUGCAUCAGGAGUCAAGGUUGAUCCGACAACUAUCAGCAAAUAUGCACGGGGCCAACGAAUGUCCUUUCUCCAGUUGCAACAGCAGACCAGAGAAAAAUGUCAGGAAAUAUGGGAUCGACAAGUUCAGUCUCUUUCAGCUGUUGAUGGUGAAGAAAAUGAAAGUGACUCUGAGGCAAAUAGUGAUCUUGAUUCCUUUGCUGGUGACCUUGAAAAUUUGCUUGACGCAGAGGAAUUUGAAGAAGGGGAAGAGGUUAACAAUGAUAACAAGAUUGACAAAGUGGACGGUGUUAAGGGGCUCAAGAUGAGAAGGCGCCCCUCUAAAGCUCAGGCAGAAGAGGAAAUUGAAGAUGAAGCUGCUGAAGCUGCUGAAUUAUGUCGUUUACUCAUGGAUGAUGAUGAUGAGCAAAAGAAGAAAAAGAAGAAGAAAAACAAAGCUGUUGCUGGAGAUGUUGGGUUGAGUUUUGGCUUACAAUCACGUAUCAGCAGUGAGAAUGUACAACGUGUUAAGAAAGCAAGCACGAUUUCCAAGCAAAUCGUUGGUGCUACUCAACCUAAUGGGUCAUAUACUACGAACGAAAACAUUGUUAAGGAUCCAAAGGAUAUUGAAAGUAGAAUGUUUAAAGGAAACUUGUCUGGAAAGGUGAAAGGAAUGAAAAAGAAUGGUAUGUCAAGCACAGGUCCACUGACAAAAGUCAAAAUAUUGGGAGACAAUGUUAAGCUGUUCAAGGAGAAGAAAUCAUCAAGAGAGACGUUUGUCUGUGGAGCUUGUGGUCAGCUUGGACACAUGAGGACCAACAAGAACUGCCCCAAGUAUGGAGAAGAUCCAGAGUUACAGGUUGAUGCUGCUGAUUUCGAAAAACCUUCAGGAAAAUCAACUUCGCUGGAACCCUCUGGUCUGUCCCAGUUGAAAACUAUGAAAAAGAAGCUCAUACCUAAAAGUGCGACAAAGAUAGCUGUUGUAGAAGCUUCUGAGGGUGAAAAAUCUAGUUCAAAUGCAAAAGCUUUCCCAUUGAAGUUCAAAUGCUCUACUGAUAGGCCUUCUGAUAAACUUGCUUCUGGAGCCACACAAAGUUCUGACUAUCAAGUUACUUCUGAUCCAGAAAGUGGAAUCAAGUCUGUUGCGAAGGUUAGUAAAAUAAUUAUUUCCAACAGAGCAAAGCCUGAUGAAAUGCAGGUUGAGUCUCAGAAGCUGCCUUUCGUCAUACGUCAUCAAAUGGAUAAUGAUAGAGGGCAAGCUGAAUCUCAUAAGAGAUCUAUUGUUAUACGGCCACCAACAAAUAUGGAGAGGGACCAAGUUGAACCUCAUAAACCCUCUGUUGUCAUACGCCCACCUGCAGAUAAAGAUAGAGAGCAACCUCACAAGAAAAUUAUAAUCAAGCGACCAAAGGAGAUUAUUGAUCUGGAUCAGAUUUGUCAGGAGGGAGGCACUUAUCCUGAGUACAGGAAAACAAAAAAAAUAGUUGAAUUGUCAAGCUUUGAGAAGCAUGGGAAGCAGGAAAGCUUGCGAUUAACAGAGCAAACAGCAAGGCGCAAAGCCAAAGAGGAGAAAGGAUGGUGGGAAGAGGAACAGAAGAGGAGAAAUAUGGAGAUGCUAAGAGAAGAAAGGGCAAGGAAGCUUUAUGAGGAAAAACUGAGAGCACUGGAAGAGCGAGAAAGAUUUGCUGAGAUCACAAGAUACACAGAAGACAUUCGGAGAGAGAGGGAGGAAGAAGAACGCCAGAAAGCGAAGAAGAAAAAGAAGAAGAAAAAAGCUGACAUAAAAGACGAUUAUUUAGAAGACUACAGGACAAGAAGAAAUGACAGAAGAACGCUGGAAAGAGACCGAGGUGCAAAAAGGAAACCGGUUGAGUUAGGACGAUAUGGUGCAGAGUAUGUCCCUCCAACAAAGCGACGCAGAGGGGGAGAGGUUGGUUUGUCCAAUGUCUUAGAGCGGAUUGCAGAAACACUUAGGGAUAAUACCGAGUUGUCCUAUCUGUUUCUAAAGCCAGUGUCCAAGAAGGAGGCUCCUGACUACCUGGAUAUCAUAAAGCGCCCAAUGGAUUUGUCCACCAUAAGGGACAAGGUUAGGAGGAUGGAAUACAAAGAUCGAGAGGAAUUUAGACAUGAUGUGUGGCAGAUUGCCUAUAAUGCUCACAUCUACAAUGAUGGUCGCAAUCCAGGCAUUCCUCCUCUUGCUGAUCAGCUUUUGGAGCUUUGUGACUACUUGAUGGAUGAGUAUCAUCAGAGCUUGUGUGAAGCUGAAGCUGGAAUAGAAGCUAGGGAUACUUAAUUAGCUGACAGAUUACAAUUUUUUGUUUAUCUGAAAGCCACAAUUUCUUUGAGCAGCUUCUUCUCUAGGUUUGGGGGGUUUCCAGGGUUUGAUUUCAUAAGGGGAUGUCUCUUUGAAAAAGAACUACAGUGGCUUGCCUGUUCUUUCUGUAUAUGGUAAUAGAGCUCUGUGUAUAUGUAUGCAAAAGCACAAGUACUUUUGAGUCCGUUCGGGCAUCAAAAGAAACUAGGUCAAGUAGGAUUGUUGUGGCUGAAAGAGAUGGUGAUAAGCAAGGUGAGUAGCCAGUAAAUGAUGGUUUGAAUUACGUGGUAAAGCUUGUAGACCAUUUCCCUGUUGAGAGCAUAGGCCAUUUGGGAGUAAUUCUUUAGUACAUUCCCUCAAAAUGGAAGAACCCAAGGCAAUGAACCAGAAGAGCUUCAUCCUGACAUUAUGUUGGCCAAGGGAAGAAGCAUUCCCAUUAAAAAUAAAGAUCCCAGGCAAUCCUUCUGACGAGCUUUAUCUUGGCAUUUCUGAAGCUUGUGUGUGCAAAGUAAGUUGAUGUGAAUGCUCCGGCUGUCCAGAGAGGUUAGGCUGGGUUUCAGGUUUUGUUGUUUUAGUUUUUAAUAAGUUAUGAGGGAGAGAGAGAGAGGGAGGGAGAUGAGGCCGAUGUAAAGAAUUUUGACACACAAAUUAACAACUGUCUGUACCAUAUGUAUCUGUACGUCUACUGUAUUUUUGUAGAUAAUCACAAUCAAAUUGAGUUUAAUCCUU
Theobroma cacao (cacao) is the source of this 6715-nucleotide messenger RNA. It is a transcript of the gene HAF01, whose product is annotated as HAC13 protein (HAC13). The record is from RefSeq and is a predicted model, not a curated record. Gene Ontology annotation, cellular component: transcription factor TFIID complex. Lineage: Eukaryota; Viridiplantae; Streptophyta; Magnoliopsida; Malvales; Malvaceae. Gene Ontology annotation, biological process: RNA polymerase II preinitiation complex assembly; transcription by RNA polymerase II. Gene Ontology annotation, molecular function: histone acetyltransferase activity; TBP-class protein binding; RNA polymerase II general transcription initiation factor activity.